AUGUCAAACGAUCCCACAGUGCGCCGCCUGCUUCCCCAGAACUCUCAAAUGGGAGCCUUUUCGUUUGCACCGCAAUCCUCUUACCAGCAGCCACGCGAAACCCAAAAGAAUUAUGUCUUUGUAGACGAGCAUAACCGCCACAAGCGCUUGAAGGUGAUGAGAGCAUGUGAGGGUUGCCGGAGAAGAAAGAUCAAAUGUGAUGCCGCCACGACAAACACCUGGCCCUGUACCGCGUGCAUUCGUCUGAAGCUUCACUGUGUUCGUCCCAACGGGUACGAUGGUUCGGCCGAGCCCCAAGUCUACGAGCCACCGCGGCCACAGUUCGAAGCCUCACAUGUACAGGAUGACUUUCGAGAACAGCUACCCAUUGCGGAUCAGCAGCUUCUUGGCCAUGCGCCAAAGCCCGCGCCCAUCUACACCACGCAGCCCUCCUACCAAAACCCGGCCCUCUACCACGACGUGCAACAGUACGCAGAGUCCCAGGGGGUGCAGCAUAACCUGCAAUACGCCAACGCCCAUACUCCAGUCGACAUUGUUGAUCAACAGUAUACAUCACAGAACUCAUUCCCGACACCACCGCUGCAGCAUUCGUCCCAGCCCGAAUCUCCAGAGGCGUACCAGUCCGAAUACGCACAGCAAGACCUGGCUGAUCUCUUGGGGUCUCUAAAGGUGAACGAGGCGGGAAUAGCCCCUUACCUGAACAGCAAAUUACGAUCGAAGAGGGCGGAAGAGCCCGCUGUUGAGGAUGCAGAUGACUACAAGAGCCCCUUGCCGCCUCUCACAUCAGGCCCUGGCCUCAAAAUCCGCAUACCCCCCGAAUUGAUGCCAGAUGACGAAACAGUCCUCCAUUUUUUCGAUUUAUACUUCAGCAAUGCUCACCCUUAUGUUCCCGUUUUGGACAAAACAUCGUUUUAUCAGCAAUGGCACGAGAAUAGAGAGGCUGUCUCUCCGCUGCUUCUCGAGUCGAUUUUUGCAAUAGCUGGUCGCUUGGCCGACGAGCCCGCACAGGGCCAGCAAUGGCUCGCACUCGUAACGCGGCACGCGGAUUCCUUUAUGGACGAGCCGAGAUUGAGCACGCUCCAGGCGCUGCUGAUCAUAUUGAAAGCGAGGGAGCAGGCGCCGAAAAGGGGCUACUACUAUCGUUCAUGGAUGAGCAUUGUCCAGUGUGUUCAGAUGGCCAAGGACCUGGGCUUGGACGAGCAUCUCGCAGACCACCAGGCCGGGAGGCCGUGCGACUCUGACCCGUCUGAAUGUCUGCUAAAGAAUAGGAUCUGGCAGACUAUCUUUGUCUGUGAAGUCAUGAUUGGCUCUCCUCAAGGCCGAACCGAUCUGCAGGUUGACGAGGACACUGUCGACUUCAACGUCCCACGGACAACACCGAACAGCGAUGGGUCAGAGUACCACGUGUCUCGGAAUUUUUCAUACUUCGCCAAGGUCGUACGCAACGUCAGUAAAAUGGGAAGGGCCUAUGCGCGCCUCAAGAAGAACAAGGAAUGGGGCAUCGACCCCGAGUUCGUGCAAAUCAGGCCUGCACUCGACCAAUGGUUGGCCGAACUUCCCGAAGAUCUGGCUGUCAGCUACCCGCCUGAUGGGUCGCCGCCUUGGCUCGCCUCGGCUUAUAUCGGAAAUCUUCACUCGUACUACUACCUGAGCAUAAUUUUGUUCCAUCGGCCUCAACUAGCGUUUCUGACGCCAGGCGGCGUAGGCGGCCAGUGGAAGCAUAACAUGCUGGUGUCCUAUAAUGCGGCUAAGAUGCUGUGCAGGCUCCAGGAGUCGGUUAUGGGUUCAUUUGGACUGCCCGGGUUGCAGUGCAUGCAGCGAGGCAUCAACUUCACGAUCUACGCGGUGCUUGCCUGCAUCGUGCUACAUUUGGUCGCCUUAACAUCGCCUGAUCCCGACCUGAACUCUGAAGCCCGAGGCUACUUUACCCGUCACAUGAGAAUCCUGGAGAAGUGUAUGGGUGCAUGGCCUAUGCCUGACAUGCAAAAGCAGGUGGAUUCAGUCCGCCUGGCCUUUUCCGCGGAUGUCAGAAAGCCAUUUGUUUUGAAACCGAGCUUCCCUUAUGGCAGCCCGCCGUCAUCUACACAUCCGAGCCCGCCUGGGCCGUCAUACCGGACAGGUACUAUGGGCCGACAAGUAGACACACAAAUGCCGCCAUCGCAUGUCAGUUAUAGCGGUCAUCCCAUUUCACCGCCAAUUUCUGCGGGUCCACUGGAUUCGAAAAGUGACUCGCCUCGUGUACAGUCCUUGGCCAUGAUAGCCUCAAACCACAGUUCCCAGCCGCAGCAGCUGCAACAGACGCUGCCUCUGGCGGACGCCCCUGCGUGGAACCCCUCGCGAAUAUUUGAUCAGUGGAAUACUUCUUUUGGUACGCCCCCGCCCCAAUCUUCCCCGACUUCGGUCACCGGCCAGGGCAGUUCUCUAAGUGCGGUCUCUUCAGGCGCUGUCGAGGCCCCGACGCUCCAGGACAUCCAAGCGGCCCAGGCCCAGUUACGGUCCGGAUCUCAGCAACUUCCGCCGCAGCAGUUCUCAGCAGCACAAGUGCAAACAUUUAUUACCCCUGCCAUGUGGCGAGAGUCGGUGGCCAGUGUUUACGAAGGCGGCCUCAAGCGUUCGUGGGACUACGACACUCAUGCGCCUGUGAAACGUCACUGA
This is a messenger RNA of Lasiosphaeria miniovina, 2655 nucleotides long. RefSeq lists its product as uncharacterized. The transcript is spliced from 8 exons. Gene Ontology annotation, biological process: DNA-templated transcription; regulation of DNA-templated transcription. The record is from RefSeq and is a predicted model, not a curated record. Gene Ontology annotation, molecular function: DNA-binding transcription factor activity, RNA polymerase II-specific; zinc ion binding; DNA binding. The coding region runs from base 1 to 2655 and encodes 884 amino acids. Lineage: Eukaryota; Fungi; Ascomycota; Sordariomycetes; Sordariales; Lasiosphaeriaceae.